CAUCCUCAUCUUCUUCUUCAAUAUCAGUAAAAGUUAUCAUAUUUCUCUUUUUAACACCAAAAAGAAUAUUUGAGAUCAUGCAAAUUUUCGUGAAAACCCUUACGGGCAAGACCAUAACCAUAGAGGUUGAGUCGUCGGACACCAUCGACAACGUGAAAGCGAAGAUACAAGACAAGGAAGGAAUUCCUCCUGAUCAACAGCGACUCAUCUUCGCCGGAAAACAGCUGGAGGACGGCCGGACUUUGGCCAACUACAACAUUCAGAAGGAGUCGACUCUUCAUCUGGUUCUACGGCUCAGGGGCGGUGCGAAGAAGCAUAAGAAGAAGAAGUACACAACGCCCAAGAAGAUGAAGCACGAGAAUAAGAAGGUGGAGCUUGCUGUGCUUCAGUGUUAUAAAGUGGAUGAGUCUGGAAAGGUUGAGAGGCUGAGGAAGGAAUGUCCGAAUCCCGAGUGUGGACCUGGCACUUUCAUGGCCAACCAUUUUGACAGACAUUGCUGUGGCAAGUGUGGAUUAACUUAUUUGUUGCAGAAUGCUGCUGGUGGAAAAGAUUAAAAGUGUACAAAGGUUCAAAGGCAUGCUUUUGGUUGCCAAGCUUGUCCAGAAACAUGCUUGGUUCAAGAUUUUCUGAUAAAUUCCAACUUAAAAGCGCAGAUAAGUUAAACCCUUAAAAAUUGUUUUUCUGUUUUAAAGAAACGAAGAAAAUUUUAUAUUUUUAUAUAUUAUUAUUCCAGUUGUUUAAUUAAUACAAUUUAAACAAUGGUCAGAUUUUUUU
Messenger RNA from Ziziphus jujuba (common jujube), 774 nucleotides. Its product is annotated as ubiquitin-ribosomal protein eS31 fusion protein. Lineage: Eukaryota; Viridiplantae; Streptophyta; Magnoliopsida; Rosales; Rhamnaceae. The transcript is spliced from 2 exons. Gene Ontology annotation, molecular function: structural constituent of ribosome; ubiquitin protein ligase binding; protein tag activity. Bases 78 to 554 code for a protein of 158 amino acids. Gene Ontology annotation, cellular component: ribosome; nucleus; cytoplasm. Gene Ontology annotation, biological process: modification-dependent protein catabolic process; translation; protein ubiquitination. The record is from RefSeq and is a predicted model, not a curated record.